CACACACACACACACACUGACACACACAGACACACACACACACACACACUGUCUCUCACACACACUGUCUCUCACACAGAGGCAGAUUGGGAUCAACACAGACGCACCAUGAGACCGAUUGAUCAAGGCCUGAUGUUGGGGAGCCUGCUGCUCGUCUCUCUUUGUGUCGGGGCGGCGGCCAUGUUUGACAGCAGGCUGGACGUCCACUGGGAUCUGUGGAAGAAGACGAACGAGAAAAUGUACCGAGAUGAGGUGGAAGACGUACGCCGCCGGGAAUUGUGGGAGAAGAACCUGAUGCUCAUUUCCAUGCACAACCUGGAGGCUUCGAUGGGGCUUCACACCUACGAUCUGAGCAUGAACCACAUGGGAGACAUGACAGAAGAGGAGAUCCUGCAGCAGUUCGCCACGCUCACUCCUCCCUCUGACAUCCAGAGGGCGUCCUCUCCCUUCACAGGGACGACAGGCGCCGCUGCUCCCGACACCAUGGACUGGAGAGAGAAAGGCUGUGUGACCAAAGUCAAGAUGCAGGGUUCUUGUGGCUCCUGCUGGGCCUUCAGCGCCGCCGGAGCCUUGGAGGGCCAGUUAGCAAAGACCACAGGGAAGCUGGUGGACCUGAGUCCCCAAAACCUGGUGGACUGCUCCUCCAAGUACGGUAACCACGGCUGCAAUGGGGGCUUCAUGCACCGUGCCUUCCAGUACGUCAUCGACAACAAGGGCAUCGACUCAGAUGCUGCGUACCCGUACACGGGACAGUCACAAGCGUGCCACUACAACCCCCAGUACCGCGCCGCCAACUGCUCCCAGUACAGCUUCCUGCCUGAGGGGGACGAGGGCGCUCUGAAGGAGGCGCUCGCCACCAUCGGACCCAUUUCAGUGGCGAUCGACGCCACACGGCCCAGAUUUACUUUCUACAGGAGUGGAGUCUACGAUGAUCAGAGUUGCACCCAGAAAGUGAACCAUGGAGUGUUGGCCGUGGGCUACGGCACUCUGAGCGGACAGGACUAUUGGCUGGUGAAGAACAGUUGGGGCGCUCGUUUCGGAGACAAGGGCUACAUCCGGAUGGCACGCAACAAGAAGAACCAGUGUGGCAUCGCGCUGUACGGCUGCUACCCCAUCAUGUAGCCCAACAUAUCACAAGCUGAACGUGUACAGCUUUUUUAUAGUUUGAUUACAAAAAUGAUUUUAUGAACUGUUCUGUUGUUGUUUCAAUUCCUUGUAAUGUUCCUGUUACUACAAAUACUCUUUAACAUCUUGAUAUGUAAGAGUGUGCGCCUUGUGAGUUUAAGUGUUUGAAUCUGAAAUAAAGAGACAGAUCCACUCCUUA
Messenger RNA from Labrus bergylta (ballan wrasse), 1324 nucleotides. It is a transcript of the gene ctss2.1, whose product is annotated as cathepsin S, ortholog2, tandem duplicate 1. Gene Ontology annotation, biological process: positive regulation of peptidase activity; immune response; positive regulation of apoptotic signaling pathway. Gene Ontology annotation, molecular function: cysteine-type endopeptidase activator activity involved in apoptotic process; cysteine-type endopeptidase activity. NCBI's taxonomy places the organism in Eukaryota, Metazoa, Chordata, Actinopteri, Labriformes, Labridae. The record is from RefSeq and is a predicted model, not a curated record. Gene Ontology annotation, cellular component: lysosome.